Molecule: messenger RNA, 537 nt
Organism: Ananas comosus (pineapple)
Lineage: Eukaryota; Viridiplantae; Streptophyta; Magnoliopsida; Poales; Bromeliaceae
Exons: 1
Coding region: 118-372 (84 amino acids)
Source: RefSeq, a predicted model, not a curated record
AACAAAUAAAACCCAUCCUGCAAACAUAUAUAAGAAGCCCCUCCCUCAUUAUUACUUCAUCAUAUCACACACCAACUCUUUAAUUAUACUCCUUAUAUUCCCUAACACCGAUCAACAAUGGCUUUGUUCAUGGCUUUAGAUGGUGAUUGGAGCGACAUCUUAGUGAAGGUGAGCAUGUUCAUCUUGGUCCAGGCUUUGGUUUUCCUAGUCCUGUCCAAUUCCUCGAACAUCUUCUCCGCGACCGAGAGAUCGCAUAGUUUCCGCCCGAGCCGGUCGGUGAGCUUGCGCCGCAUGCUCGCGGUCCUCUCCGACUUGCCGCCCGGUGGCGAGCUGUCGCCGCAGGUCAAGCCCUCGGAGAGGAAGGAGGAUUGAGUUUGUUUGGCUUUUCUUAGGUUUUAGAUGAGGGGAUUUUAUAUAUAUAUAUAUAUGUAUUCUUUGAUUGUUUCAUAUGUACUUGAUUUGGAUUUGUAAUAUGAUUUGUGUGCAACUUGAUUUGUAUUGGAAUGUGAGAUUUUAAACCAUACCAUUUGUGUGCAA